Molecule: messenger RNA, 1824 nt
Organism: Nanorana parkeri
Lineage: Eukaryota; Metazoa; Chordata; Amphibia; Anura; Dicroglossidae
Gene: KLF2
Product: Kruppel like factor 2
Exons: 3
Coding region: 352-1497 (381 amino acids)
Biological process (GO): regulation of transcription by RNA polymerase II
Molecular function (GO): RNA polymerase II cis-regulatory region sequence-specific DNA binding; DNA-binding transcription factor activity, RNA polymerase II-specific
Source: RefSeq, a predicted model, not a curated record
CGAGUUGUUCCUCCAGCUGCAGUCGGCUCUGAACUGAAGGGUUUAUAUAGUGCUGCUAAAUUUAGGCUCCGCUGAGCGGUCAGCCUCCUUAUCCUGAACGUGUUUCCUCCUCUCUUCGCAAUUGGUUUGGUGCUUGCCCCCCGUGCCUUUAUUUAUAAUGUAGACCCCCUCUCAGCGGCAUGAAAACUUUUUUCCUUAUUGCACAUAACUCGAUGCACACGCAGACCUCUCUCCAGGCGAGUUUAUGGAGAGCGACCUUAGCUUAGUUUAAUCGCAGCUGCUUCUUAUUUCUUUUCUUCGACUCGUUGUCGCUAUUGCUGGCAAUCCGACCCGGUUUAAGAAAGCACAGACAUGGCUCUAGCCGAAACCAUCCUGCCUUCUUUUUCGACGUUUUCCAACCAAAGAGAGAAAUGCCUCCAAGAUAAAUGGAAGGCUUCCUAUGAUUCCAAGACUAUGCAAAGCAGUUGCAACGUGUCCCAUGGAAUGCACAGUACAGACACAUUCUGCUCCAAGAAAGAAGAUGAAGAUUUAAAUAAUGUCCUGGAAUUUGUGCUGUCUAUGGGAGCCGACAGAAACGUUCAGACAUGUGAAGACUAUUCACUGUCAUCUCCUGAACACUGCACUUAUUACCAAACAAACCCUUCUCCAGGGGGCUACAGCGCAGAUCACAGUCCACCACCUUACACUUCAACAAGCCUUAUGACUGAGUUGAUGAGAUCUGACAUGGACAGCUUCUGCCAUCAAAACAGUUUGAUUCAGGGGAGGUUUUUUGUAUCUUCAGCUUUUGACUUUCCAGACUCCAUCAAAACAGAACCAUGUAUGGACUCUUAUGGACCUGUCAUCGGCUUGGUCCCCCAGUCUUGUUCAAAAAUUAAGCAGGAAGGUAGCACUGCUUGCAUGAUGGCAUAUGAUCAACCAAGACUAGCCAAUUCUCCACAAAUGGGUGGCAUUGACACUCCACCUAUGAGCCCAGAUGAACUAAUGCUAAAUGAGUGCCAGACUCAGCUUAUGUGUCACGCCACCCUGCCAUACUCGCAUGGAUAUCAGAAUACAGCAGCUUUCCAUCAUCCAUCUCCAAUCCAGUAUCAAAGUGCAUCACAGUACAGUCUGUUUGAGGACAGUUUAUCUAUGCAGCCUACUGCCACCAGGGGUGUCCUGACUCCUCCAUGCUCCCCUCUAGAAAUCCUAGAUGCCAAACCAAAGAGAGGGCGCCGAUCCUGGCCCAGAAAGAGGACGGCGACGCAUACAUGCUCGUAUGCUGGCUGUGGAAAGACUUAUACCAAAAGCUCUCAUCUCAAAGCGCAUCUACGAACACAUACUGGUGAGAAACCUUAUCACUGCAAUUGGGAAGGUUGUGGAUGGAAAUUUGCAAGGUCCGAUGAGCUGACGCGCCACUUCCGCAAACACACCGGGCACCGACCCUUUCAGUGUCACCUGUGUGACCGUGCCUUCUCCCGAUCAGACCACUUGGCACUGCACAUGAAGAGGCAUAUGUAAAGUCUUGGCGGCUGUGAAGCAGUUUAGGGUGACACAACCACAUAAACUUUCCGUGUAACUUUGUCGAGGUCUCACUGUAGCUGGUACUGCAUUAUGGGGGCGACACGCUUUCCGUAACUCUAGUGGACCUUGCAAGGAAUGACUUGAUUUAAAGAAACACAGGCUGGACCUAAUAACUUGAACUUGUGCAUUAACUGGAAUGCCUCUUGCAUGGGGUUGCUUAAAUAUGUUGGUAGCUAUAUAUCAGUCCUUAAUGAUUGUUAACACUUUGCUUGCUUAAGAGCAGCAAAAAGUAUUUUAAAGGGCAUUGAGAGUUCUACGUGGGAU